AUGGCGUCUCCUGCUGUUCCUGGCGGCUCGCCCGCUCCUGAGGUCGUUGCUGGCCCUGUCGCGGCCUCGACUGUUCCUCCCCAAUCCCCCCCAGACAGCCCGACUGGUUCAACCUCGACACUGGGCUCCAGUUUGUUGGACUACAACUAUUAUUCCUCCCCGCCACGUUCCUCUUCGUCGCAGGUUCUAGAGCAGCACUCCUCCCCGGUGUCCGGGCACCACGUCCAAUUGCGCCGCAAACCCGUCCCGUCGCAGCAUGCCAACCUAGCGACUGCCAAUCCUGCCCACCCGUCCUCUCCCCUUUCAAUCGAGGAUCAUAAACCUUCCUCUCCCAUUCUUCCUCCUGCCAACAACUCGCCUCAGUCCCCUUUCCAUGUGGAUGGAGAUAACUCCUUCAUAUCGGUGCCAAGGAAUCCCAAUAGAUACUCACGCGGACGGCAUCCCGCAAACCCCCUGCGCAUAGAUACCGCAGCUUCCAGCGCGUUUCUCCGGUCUGUUACCGCGGACGAAGACGACGACGACGACGACGACGACGAAGUUGCCGACUACUUUGACGAAGCUUACGAACACCAGUUCACGCAUGGAAUCGGAACUCCCCUUCACAGUCGUUUAGUGAGCGAGCCUUUCAUACCAAUCCUGAACUCUCCUCCCCCAACCCAACGGCGACCAACGAGCAUGGCCCUCCACCCACCAAUAAAUCGGCCACCGCCCCUGCAUAUCGAUAUAGAUGGCCGGUCAAUGUCCAUGCCCCUCACCGACCCCCGACAACCUAAAACCCCUGGAAACAAAAUCAGCUCUUUCUUUGGUUGGAAGGCGGCUACUGCCACCGCCACCUCCCCCGGUGCAGAGUCCUCGAGCACCGAGAUCUCUGACUCGGGCCGGUCACCACUGCCCUCCCCCAUGCCGCCAUUGGCCAAUGUGCCCAUCGCUAUGAAGCCCUCAUCUCCUUAUGACACCAAGGCCCCUGGCUUUGGACCUCCUGUCCGCACCUCUUCCCUCGGAGGUGUCAGUACUCACGACGCCAUGUUUACCUCCAAGAUUGCCGAUUUGGAAAAUGAAUUGCGUGAAAUUAGCUCUGAACUGGCAGGCUCCAUCCGUCGGGAAAUGGAAUUAGAAGAUCUCAUUGAACGUUUCCAAACUGAGGGGCCCGAAGUCAAUCGCAGGACCAGUGACUAUUUCUCCGAUUCGGGUACCAGCUCCAUUCGAUAUGCCCCUGACCGACAGGAGGAUAUUGAAAAGAUCCGUCGGGCCGCGGAGCAGGAGCGUGCUCAACUAAAGGUUGAAAUGUCCCAAAGGCUGCAGGAAGAGCGGACACGACGAACUGCCUCUGAAUCGCACGUUCAGAUCUUGGAAAAUCAGGUCCAGCAGCUUCGACGGGAUAGAACCGAUGUAUCAGAUCUGUCAUCGAAGACGAAAGAACUAGAAACCGCUCUGGAGAACACCAGGCGUAAAUUACUCGAGGAGCGGCAAUCGAAGGAUAAUUUUGAAGAUUUGCUUACUGCCAUGCGAGUUGAACUCGAGCAGUUACGAAACGAACGAGAUGUCCUCCGCGAAGGCGUAGCACCGGCAGUGGACUCGUCUGAAAUGCAACGGCUACUAGAAGAAAUAGAAGCCCUCAAAAUUGAAAAUGCUUCAUUGGCACAGCUGCAAGGCUCGCGAUUUGCUUCCAUUGCUGAAGAGGAAGGCGUUUCAGCGAAGCGCAAUUCGGCUUUCGGUCUCUCCCGGUCUAAUUCGCUCGCCCGCAAGCCUGCUGGUGGCUUGGCACGAUCAGGCUCAUUGUCUCGAUCUAAUUCCGUGUCAGGUGGUAAGGACCGGGAGAGCCGCGAAUCGCUGUUUGACAAGGUCAAGGAUAUCGAAGCUCAGCGAGAUGCUCUGCACCGUACUCUGAAGAGCCUUCUUGAUCGCCAGCUGUACCAGGCACGCGACUUUGAGAAGCGCACUCGAAUUAUGGAAAUCGAGCUUGCGCAGGCACGGGAGUCUGGACCUCCUCGAAAGCUUGGAUAUGAAAGAGAAGUGCGGCUGUUACGGGAGGAUGUGAACCAUCUCCGCUUCCGUGCCGAAGAUGCUCUGGAUGCCAAGUGGCAAUGCGAGAAAAACCUGGCAGGUCUCAAGAUGGACCUUGACCGUGCCGAGCAGGAGACUGGCUCUCUGCGGGUUCUUCUACAGCAGCACGAUACGUCUACCUCAGAUGAUCUGGACAUAGACACCGACCCAGAAAGCUUCGCCAAGGUAGUGGCAACAUCCACUUCCCUAGAAACCAUCUUCCAGCAACUUCUGGUAGACCGGCAACAGGCUGAAGCUGAUGGGGCUCAGUCAGAUGAGCUGGCUGCCGCCAUCACUCGAACAGAUGCGUUGGGCAGCCGUGUUAACCUGCAGCUGCAGAUGAAUAGUUCCCUCCGUCGUCGCCUGGAGGAUGCCAUUGACAAGGGUGAGAGGGACCAGCACCUGUCGGUUGAACGCAUCAAUGUUCUGCAAAACCAGUUGAAGGAAACAGAAGAUAAUCUGCUGUUCGCCCAGCAGCAUUGCGAGGAUGAAAUGGGCAAGCAUGAAGAUGAAAUCCGACAGCUCAAGGAAAACCAAAGUGCGCAGCUGAUGCGGAUGAAGAACGGUGGCCGCACCCCCGUAAGCCUCUCACCCCGGCCACCGAAUACGCCAUUUGCCGGACGCUCGCCGCGCCUCGAUAAGACUACCAGCGGUGACGGUGUUCCGCUGGCCGAUGUUGUCCAGGCCGAAGUCUUGGAGAGACGAGUCAAGGAUUUGGAGAAACUCCUCCGCGAUGCGGACAUGGAGAUGGAAGAAGUAGUGAGUCGGAUGAACCGUGCGCAGGUUGAUGUGGCCCAGCUGCAAUCUGACAGAGAUGAAGCUAUUCGCCAGACUCACUACCUGCAGGCGGACAUUCAAACAGAGCGGGAUACGCUCCGCGGUUUGAUGUGA
Messenger RNA from Penicillium macrosclerotiorum, 2934 nucleotides. RefSeq lists its product as uncharacterized. The coding region runs from base 1 to 2934 and encodes 977 amino acids. NCBI's taxonomy places the organism in Eukaryota, Fungi, Ascomycota, Eurotiomycetes, Eurotiales, Aspergillaceae. The record is from RefSeq and is a predicted model, not a curated record. The transcript has 4 exons.